AGUAAACAACGAAAUGCACAGCUGAUCACCGGUGUUUCAUGCAAGCUCUCUACCAAGCCACGCAUGUGUCACUAGCGCCGUACGGCUCGGCGCGCUGCUGGGCUACAGUUCCGUAAUGUUAACAUCAGAACUGUAAUCCGUGCGAUGAUCUGCCGCUGAUCAUUUUGUCAUCAAACUUCUUUCUUGUAGUUGUAUCACCACAAUUUUCAUUGUGCGAAGUUUCUACUUUCAAUUCUGCAAAGUAACUUAGAAGAACACUAGAUAUAGGCUUCAACUGUUCAAGAUCAUCAGUGAGUAGUACUAGUAGGUACCGGUAGUUGCUGAGCGAGUUACUGCCUAGUCAGUCACUCAGUGGAAGUGGAAUUGGAAAAAUUGUGGAAUCCAAUCCCGGGUCCGGUCGACGUUAAUUCAACUCGAGUCAUAUUCAGCACUUUUCUGGAAGAAGUCAAGCAUAUUCUCAUUUCUAGAUUAUUUUAGACAUUUUGGGCACAACGAUUCUUCAAGAUGAACAACAACUUUGACAACUACAUCAGCCCUUUCUAUACUCAAAUGAGUGAUGAGAAGAAGGUUGUAAUCUUUGAUAAAGAUGGAACCCUCACCUGUAUGCAUGCCAUGUGGGCACCUUGGCUCAUCCAGACAGCUGAAAGAAUGGAGGCUGCCACUGGACUCUCUCUUCAAGAUGAGAUCUAUAAGGCGAUGGGGUUUGACAUCGAUGCCCGUGUGUUUGGUCCUGGAAUCCUGAUGGAGUGCACCAACCAAGUCUGCUUCGAGUACCUGUGUGAACUCCUUGUCAAGAAGGGGCUUUCACCCGAGAGAGCUCGUCUGAUCAGCGAAGAGUGUUUUGAUGAUGGUAAUGCUGCAGUCUGCGGAGAGCUCCUGGAGUUUGGAGAUGUGCAUGAGAUCUUCACCAGGCUUAGAGAUGAGGGUUAUUACAUUGCCGUAGACACAGCAGACAGUCGCAUCAUGACAGAGGGGACCCUUGAUAGACUAGGCGUGUCUCACCUCGUUGACAUGGUUGUCUGUGGAAACGAUGCUGGGAUCAAACCCAAACCUGAUGCUUACACCGCCCUGAAGAUCUGUUCUAGACUAGGAGUACAUCCUCGGAAUGCAGUCUUUGUAGGGGACACCGUCACUGAUGCUAUGUGCGGCAAGAACGCAAAUUGUGGCCUUGUCAUAAAUGUCCUGACUGGGGGUGUCGACAGGAGAAUCCUUGAGAAAAAAGCUGACUUUGUUGUUGAGAGUAUAGAAGAAGCAGCUGAUUUGAUCUUGAGUCGUGACUGCUAAGAAAUGAGAUGCCUAUGUUUUAUGGCUUCUAUGAAGCUC
Molecule: messenger RNA, 1323 nt
Organism: Lytechinus variegatus (green sea urchin)
Lineage: Eukaryota; Metazoa; Echinodermata; Echinoidea; Temnopleuroida; Toxopneustidae
Product: putative pyrophosphatase PpaX
Biological process (GO): dephosphorylation; DNA repair
Molecular function (GO): phosphoglycolate phosphatase activity
Source: RefSeq, a predicted model, not a curated record